AUGGCGUCGCCGGAUGCAUGCAACAUAACAAACAUGCAGCGCUUCACGUGCCGCGACUUGAUAAAAUACAAGAACGUGCUUUUCGGGUUUGACAUGGACACCUGGGACACGAUACUGGAAGAGGAUAGUCACAGCAAGGAACUCGUCGUUAUGAGAGGUCGCGAAGCUCCCGACACGUUUUCCUACCUGGCAUCUUCGAUAUCGGCGCCACUCGUGGGAAAAUCGGGAUGUGGGUCGUGGGCAAAGCCUGAUCCGGGGUAUGGUUUGAUCACGGUGAGAGAUGCGACUAUUCUCAACCUGAGGUUUUGGAUUACGAGCUUCAUUACUUCGGUGAUGCCUGUACUGUCCCUUGUCAUGCUGUCCAAGCUUGAAGGGCUGAAUGCAAGACUAGGGGUGAUCGCUGUGUCGAGCGUAAUGUUGUCAGUUUGUCUGCUUCUAUGCACUGAGGCGAAGCGCACAGAUGUGUUCGCCACCACAGCCACCACAACCAAGAUUUUCGCCAAACCUGACAUGUGUUCGUGCACGCUAUACACUGAUACCUAA
Molecule: messenger RNA, 543 nt
Organism: Parastagonospora nodorum SN15
Lineage: Eukaryota; Fungi; Ascomycota; Dothideomycetes; Pleosporales; Phaeosphaeriaceae
Exons: 2
Coding region: 1-543 (180 amino acids)
Source: RefSeq, a predicted model, not a curated record